Molecule: messenger RNA, 322 nt
Organism: Ogataea polymorpha
Lineage: Eukaryota; Fungi; Ascomycota; Pichiomycetes; Pichiales; Pichiaceae
Exons: 1
Source: RefSeq, a predicted model, not a curated record
CGAUGGCCGGCAGCACGAAGUUGUGGAAAAUGAAAGGCGGGAUACAUUCAUGGCCUUUCGCUUUUUUCUUAACGGAGGAUGCUCAAGACGAAAAAGAAGAUAGCUGCUUUGUUCUCGCAGGAAUUAUCUCGCGGAUGACAUUAUGGCAUACGACGUACUAUCUUGAUCCUGAAAAGUCCCAUGAGCCAAUGAAUUUGCUUACAAUUGAUGACAAUCAUCUUUGAUUUUCAUCACCCUCAUCUUCCAGUGCUAUGAUUUGAAACGAAACGAAAGCCAUCUGAGGCGAUACAUAUCACAUACAAACAGCACCUAUACCUGAAUU